Arachis ipaensis is the source of this 2174-nucleotide messenger RNA. RefSeq names its product wall-associated receptor kinase-like 1. Gene Ontology annotation, biological process: cell surface receptor signaling pathway; protein phosphorylation. Gene Ontology annotation, cellular component: plasma membrane. Gene Ontology annotation, molecular function: ATP binding; protein serine/threonine kinase activity. The record is from RefSeq and is a predicted model, not a curated record. Lineage: Eukaryota; Viridiplantae; Streptophyta; Magnoliopsida; Fabales; Fabaceae.
CUUCUCCAUAGAAGAUCAAAGAGGAUCAUGGAGCUUCACUACCUCAACAUUAUUUUCACAAUCUUCAUUCUCUUAUCUCUAUUUCCUCAAUAUCUCCAUUGCCAACAACAAUUCCUCAAUGAAACUGUCUUUGACUGCUCCAGCAACCCUUCCACACCAAAAGGGUACCUGUGCAAUAGUCCUAAAAAAUCAUGCACUUCCUUCUUAGUUUACAGGUCCAAACCUCCCUAUAACACCCCUCAAACCAUUGCAAAUCUUCUUGCUUCUGAAGAAUCCACAGUAUCCUCCAUCAACAAAAUUUCAAGUAAUAAAAAAAUUCCUACCAACAAAUCAAUCAUUGUUCCUGUGUCUUGCUCCUGUUCUGGAAAUAUUUAUCAACACAAUGCUUUUUACACAGUCAAUAAGGAUGACACAUAUUUCAUGUUAGUGAACACUACUUACCAAGGCCUCACAACAUGCCAGGCUUUGAUGGGACAGAACUACUAUGCUUCUGUCAACAUUGCCAUUGGUGCUCAGCUCACAGUUCCCAUGCUAUGUGCUUGUCCAACUGCAAACCAAACAGCAAAAGGCGUGACAUCAUUGCUCGUUUACUCGCUUGGCGAAGGCGACACAAUCAAGUCAAUAGGAGAGACUUAUGGUGUUGAUGAACAAAGUAUUCUUGAUGCCAAUGAGCUGAACCAGACAUCAAAUGGAAACAGAAGCUUGAGCCUUAUGGCGAGGACUCCGAUUUUGAUUCCAUUGAGGGGUAAGAGCUGCAAAGAUGAUCCAGAGAGUUUCUAUUGUACAUGUUCUCAGGGAGAUGUCACAAAUUCAAGCCUCAUAGGACUCAACUGUGAAGAAUCAGAUGGUCAAAAAUUUCCUGCUAAAUUGGUUGCAGCACUAGGUGUUGGCAUUGGUGCUGGCUUUCUCUGUUUGUUUCUUCUUGGUUAUAAGCUGUACCAAUGCAUACAGAAAAAGAGAGAAAAACUUCAUAAAGAAAAGCUGUUCAAGCAAAAUGGUGGCUACUUGCUACAAGAGAAGGUCUCAUCUUAUACAAAUGGACAAAGGACAAAGCUUUUUACCGAGGAGGAGCUGAAGAGAGCAACAGAUAACUACAACCAGAGUAGGUUCCUUGGUCAAGGCGGCUUUGGCACGGUCUACAAAGGAAUGUUACCAGACGGAACCAUAGUCGCCGUUAAGAGAUCAAAAGAGAUGGAAAGGAACCAGAUACAGACUUUUGUCAAUGAAGUUGUGAUUCUAUCACAGAUUAACCACAGGAACAUUGUUAAACUCUUGGGGUGUUGUCUUGAGACAGAAGCACCAUUACUUGUCUAUGAAUUUAUUCCAAAUGGAACACUUUCUGACCAUAUUCAUGUGAAAGAGGACGAGUCAUCAUCGCUUUCAUGGGAUGGCCGCCUUCGAAUUGCUUGUGAGGUAGCUGGAGCAGUGGCCUAUAUGCAUUCUGCAGCUUCUGUUCCUAUCUUCCAUAGAGACAUCAAACCUUCAAACAUACUCCUAGACAGCAACUACAGUGCUAAAGUUUCUGAUUUUGGAACAUCUAAAUCACUUCCAUUGGAUAAUACUCACUUGACAACUGCAGUAAGAGGAACUUUUGGGUACAUAGAUCCUGAGUAUUUUCAGUCCAAUCAAUAUACAGAUAGAAGUGAUGUGUAUAGUUUCGGAGUUGUACUUGUUGAGCUCAUAACUGGGAGGAAACCACUUUCAUUGUUACAAGAUGAGGGUCAGCAUCUGAUAGCAGAAUUCAUUUCUCUGAUGAAGGAGAACCAGCUUUCUGAAAUUCUGGAUGCCAAAGUGCUCAAGGAAGCAAGGGAAGAUCACAUUCUUGCCAUUGCAAAUCUUGCAAUGAGAUGCUUGAGACUCAGUGGGAAGAAAAGACCAACCAUGAAAGAAGUUUCAGCGGAACUAGAAGCAUUGAGAACAGCACAGAGUUCCGUACUUAUCGACCUUGACCGCAUCUCGCCUGAAGAUGGUGGAUCACCUAGCCACACCACCAGGGGACCAAUUCAAGAAUCUGGAGAGGAAAGCAUUUUGGUAUCCCUACAAAUGGAGUCCACAUCCUUCUAAGAUGCCUGAUUGACACCCCAGAUAUCUGUUCAUGAAAAUGUUGGCUACAUCAUAGAGAAAACCCUUCAGUUGUAUAUGUAUUUGGUUAUGACAGAGAAAUUUUUUUCAAA